AUGCAGCAACAGCAGCAGCAGCAACAACAACAAAAUCCUUUGCAGCUUAGCGGCCAGCAGCAACUUUCAAUGCUGCCCCAGAACCGGCCAUCCGUUCGCAGGAAACCUGUCCGUAGAGUCCCAGUUUCUGGUGCUUCUUUAUCACCAUCACCAUCUGCUGGACUUUCGGACUCUACACGCAAUUCACUUUCGCUUUCUCCAUCAGUUUCUCCAUCACCGUCCCGUCGUAGGUCGACUUUUCUUUUAGAUCCAUCGGAUCUUCAACCGUUGGAACCAAUAUCAUCGCCAUAUACAAAUUCAUCCUCUGAGAAUCAGAAUAAGCAGCAGCAAUCCUUUGUUGAACAAAUACAACCAGCAGAUGAACAACAACCAGUAAAAUAUCAUGUAUCGUCUAUGAUUCUAGAUGACGAUGAUAAUAGCCAUACCAUUACCGCAAAACAGUCUUUGGCUAUAUCGGCGUCAAGACGCAGCAAAGCCAGCGUAAGCACAGUAAGAACAGCAAGUACCAUGAGCACUAUGAGUACGGUGAGCUCUGCCAGCACAGCUAUUUCAUCUGCAGGGGGCGGGUUUAACGGGUCUAGCGAUUACCUUGGCAGCUUUAAGAAUAGAAAGCCUCCAGUAAAGGCUUUGGCUGGCAGCAUUAGCAAUAGUACGAGCAACAGUAGAAAUAGCAGUCCAUCACCAGUUGUUCCAGUAAUAGAUUUUGAAUCCAAUAACAAGAAAGAAAAAAAUUCAAACCAAGUGCCUGUCAAUCAGCAAAUUAAAGAAUAUUCUAAAGACCUUGGAAACAACGACAAAGAAGAAAUUAAACAAAAAAUUCAAGUUGAAAUAGAACAUGAGACCCCCAGCAAAGCAGUUAAUCAAGUCAUAUUUUUUGAUAAUGUUUCUCAAGAGCAAGAACCACUGGUUGUGGGAAUCCCGGAAGAAACAGCCAAUCAAUCAAUUGAAACAGAUGCUGCCCAAGCUGCUUUCACUGAUCAGCAACAGCAGAAGUUGCUGCAACUUGAGCUUGAAGAACCACCAGAAAAAGCAUUUCAAAAAGAACCACCAGUCCUGUUGAAGGUCACAAAUCCAGAUUUCAGUUCGGACUUUGAACAAGACUUAAAGGAGACACUGCAUCAACCUCCAUCAAUAAUACCGUCAUUAAACCAACCAGGUUUAUCAGCCCUUCCUCGGCCCUCCUUCACCAGAUCCAUGCAUGCAGAUUCUCAAGACACAAUCACAUUGACAGCUCCAGUCUCGCCGGGACUCCAGCCCAAAUCAACAAGAUCGUCAUUUGGUGGAGGAGGCGACUCUGGGGAAUCCAAUUAUUAUAGCGAUGCUGGGGGGUUCAGUGAUAAUGAAGUGCCUUCUAAUUUACAACAGCCUACUCAACCAGAACCUUUUGCAAAACCACCACCACCGCCAGAACCUACGCUGUCAUUGCCAUCUCCAGAGGUUGGCGCGGCUCGAGAAACAUUGAUUGUCGCAGAAGCUUCCGAUGAUGUUAAAAAUGAAAAUGAAAAUAAUUCUGAGGUUGACGCUGAAACCGCUGAAGUCACAGCAGCAGGUCUUUCCGCUUUAGACAAAGGUUUCAAACCUUCUUCUAAGGCACAGCAGCUAGAUUCUCCACUAUUGACAGCAGCAACAACAGCAGCAGUGACAGCAGCAGCAGCAGCAGCAGCAGCAACAACAACAACAACAACAGAAACAAGCUUAUUAGAUUUAGGCUCAGACUCAACAGCAGCGCACACAAAACCUUCUUCACCGCCACCUUCUCAAGCACCACCACCACCUCCUCCCUUUAACCAACAACCUCAACAACUUCCACCACCACCACCUGAGUCCCGUCAGCCCGCCGACAAAACCCCCGACGACGAAGUUGACGAAGCUGAUGAAUCUCAUAAAACAAUCAACGAAGACACUGAAGAGACAACAGACAAUCAGGAUCUUGUCAUGAACUCAGCGCUUUACCACAGGAAAUCACCUUCAACUGGUUCCGCGUUCGACUUUGGUCUCGAGCCCGCCGGCCGUGUUCCUGUCGUCAUUGCUGCUCCAUCUUCUUCUUCUUCUACAACAGCUACACCGUCAUCUUCAUCCACUAACCCGAUUUCUUUGAAUUCUUCUGCAUCUCCUCCUUUUGAUGCUCAAAAUCUACACCCCUCCCAUACUCCAAGAGCCAUGACGGCGCCGGCUCAGCCGCAAACAAUAAUUAGUCCGUUCAAACAACAGCCGCUGCAACAGCCGCCACAACAAUAUCCCGGGUCUGCUCCGGUCCAGCAACAGCAACCGUCGAUGCACCCGGUGUUCAAUAAUCCAUUUGUUCUUCAACAGCAUUCAACAGCAAACUAUGCCUCUACAAAUACCCAGACAAUCAAUAACAAUAAUCCAUUUCUUAUGAAUCAGUUGUUGCACCCGGUCCAGCCUCAGACACCAGCACCGCCUCCGCCUCCGCCUCCACCUCCACCACCAGUACUACAACAACAACAACCGCAAACCCUCCAGCCCAGACCGGUUUACCCACCUCAGUUCCAACACUCCCCGGAAACACCGGGAUCAUCCCGUGUUGGCACCGGAGUUUUUGCACAACAACAACUACAACAACAACAACAACCUACAACUCCAGUUUCUGCGCUCACUCCACUGCAACCACCUGAAUCUCCAGUACCUCUAGCACCAUCUGCAAGCCCGGAACGUAAAGUAAAUCGCAGCAAUAGCAACCCACAUCCAGUAACGCCGUCUGCUCAAAUUUCAGCCGCAGUGGCAGCAACACCUCCAGGAACAAAAGUUCAAACUCUAGGCCAACAGCCUUCCUCGCUUGCCCCACAAACAAUCGACCAUAGCAGAUCCUCAAGUCUCCACUCAAAUAGAUCGGCACGCUCAGGCGGCACUCCCAAACUCAAGUCGUUCCCGUCAAACCUGUCUUCCUCUCAACAACAAUAUCCUCCACAACCAUCUCCAGGACUGAACCGCAAUAUUUCCACUUCAUCUACACCUUCUUUCUCUCAUAAGCAGCGGCUAUCGGCAGCUUCUGGAGCUACGGGCUCUAGUACGAGCGGACACGCUCCGCUCACAACAACAUCGUCGCAUAACAGACUCAACAGCACUUCUUCACGCGUGAGCCGUACGUCGUCUGCAGACUCUCUCAUGCCUUCGCACUCGAAAAAUUCGGGAUCCUUUUAUGUACGCGAACUUAAGCGCCGUGCUGCUACCUUAUGGUGCGACAUCCCGUCCUCGGUCUGGGGGUUGCCCAUUGGCAUUGCUGACCUGUCAGUUAACCCGGGCGGUCACUCGAGGUUCUCUGGGUACUCCUACGGAGGCUAUUCUAACGGAUAUGGCGGUCCCAUUGGCGACGGAGGAGAUUCCAAUGGCGGUGAGGGAUACGAUUAUGAUAAUGAGGGCUAUGACGACCACCACAAUAAACAUAACCUGCCAGCACGAGCUCUGGCGUAUUACCACCACCAUAUUCCAGGAGGCGGUAGCGGCAACUCCGGAGGAUUCAACGGAGGGUUUAAUGGCGGCUCCAAUGGUGGAGGUAGCGGAGGCGCUAGCAGCAGUGGGGGCAAUGGCAACGGGCUGGGGAAUGGCAUACCUGGGUUUGGUGGAAAUCAAAGCAACUCCUUGUCUUUGUCGUCCAACAUGUCGCUGACAACCACGACAAGCUUGACUGGAACAAAGAGCAGUCACUUGGCAGCUGCUGGAAAGACGCUCGUGGAUAUUCGCCACUCUCACCUGACGCCACGCCUACUUGCCAGCGAAAUCGAUGGCACCGGCGAUCAGUUCCCUUACCGUAACCAGUGGUCGGCCAACAACCAGACGACCACAGGGUCAAGUCCCAGCGGAGGUGGACCUAGUUCUACAUCGAGCCACAGCUAUAGUCACAGCGGUGGAAGCAUCAAUAGCAGUUUCUUUGGAGCUUCAUCCACACCAUCAAACGACUCAACUACUAUCCAUGAUGAACAGAGUCACAAAAAACUUGGCUCAGCUGGGUCUUUGUAUCCUACUGGCGGCAGUGGUCCCACUCGAGGGCCGUCUGGAGCUAGCACGGCAAGCGGGGCCAGCCGUGGACUUGUACGCGCACCUAGCACAGACUCUCUUAAGAGUGUACAAGAACCUGGCGGCAAUAUCAGGCUUUUUGUGAUGAAUCCAGAUGCUGCGUCGUCCUCUUCGUCAUCAGAAGAGUCGGAAGAGUCGAGCUCUGAGGGGUCGAGUGAUUCUUCGAGUGGUGAUGAUGACAAUGACGAUGACGAGAGUGAAUAG
Magnusiomyces paraingens is the source of this 4239-nucleotide messenger RNA. RefSeq lists its product as uncharacterized. Lineage: Eukaryota; Fungi; Ascomycota; Dipodascomycetes; Dipodascales; Dipodascaceae. The transcript has a single exon. The record is from RefSeq and is a predicted model, not a curated record. Bases 1 to 4239 code for a protein of 1412 amino acids.